Messenger RNA from Owenia fusiformis, 3850 nucleotides. NCBI's taxonomy places the organism in Eukaryota, Metazoa, Annelida, Polychaeta, Sabellida, Oweniidae. The record is from the annotation of a GenBank genome assembly.
AUUUAAUGUUCAAGUAAGACUGAUACGAUGUUUCAUGUUACUAUCACGGAGGUUUUGGAAAUAAUGGCUAUUAUUGCCUGACAAACUUAGGGCGUUUGAAAGGCAACAAUUCAAUGACAAGUAAUUACUACGUUAACCCCAAAGAAUACUGAUCAUGUCAAUUAACAUAAACGACCCAUCUCUUGCUUAUAUGAAUGUCUGAAGUGGAUAAAGAAGCACUAUGGAGAAUUGGACUGACUCCUGCAUACGGGCACUUCCAAGGUGAGCUGAGCCACAGAGCAAAACAGAAUGUCCUGAAGACAGUCAAGCAACCUUGCAAACGUUUGAUCGUAAACAUUCUUGGUGAGCCACGCCAGGGAAAAACAAGUCUGAAGCGAUUACUAACGAGAGAACCAUUCGACCCAAAUGAAGAGAGCACCGUUGCCAUUGAACAGGAGUUAGUUGAAACAUGCACUGUUGACUCAAAGUGGAAGAUACUAUCACAGAUACAUUCUUCAGCGACCGAUUAUAAAGAUCGCCUAAAUGAACAGAUAUACCUACAUUUGAAAAAUAGUGAAUUGCCAGGGAAAAGAAGCAUUAUCCAAUGCUAUUGUAAGGUUGGGUGUGUAUUGUUGUUGGCGUUGAUAUUCUACUCUAUCGUUCAGAUCGACUCGCUACGGCCUCUCCCCGUGUUGCCCGCUGGCAUUGUAGUAACAUGCCUUGUUGCCUGGAGGUUGUUAGGUGUGCGAGAUGGUCCAAUUUUAGCGGUGACAAUUACUGCAACUGGGUCUUUUUUAGAUGUGCUUAUUCUGCAUCAGACAAACGUUAAUUCAACGGAAGAAACAAAAUCUUUAUUCUGUUGGGGAUUAUGCAUCGGUAUGCAUAUUGUUUUUGGGGUCCUCACCCCGACUCUAUUGAAAUCAUUUGGUGCAGUUGUAGUCACGGGACUUACAACCGUCAUAUUGAUGGCAACUCCAGGAAAAGUGAGCACCAGUCAUAUCCUGAGAAUGGUGCUUGGCAUUGUGUUUGUCAAUAUCGGAAUGGCUGUAUCAAAGAUGAUGUCUACGCGACUUAAGUUAAUAGCUGCAUCAAUUACCCUUCUAUUUAGAAUUCUAAUGAUGGGCGAUGUGUCACUCUGCUGUAUAUUCUUCAUGUACGGAGUAUGCUGGGUAAGCAUUAUAAAAGCAGACAGAAUUGGAAAAAUAACAGUUGUUAAAGUGUUUUGUGAACUUGGUAUUCCCAAUCCAUAUCGAAGGUGGGCUAUGUAUGUAUUUGGAAUGCUCCUUGGACCACCCUUCAGUAGAUUCUUCGGUUGGUCAUUCGCUUCAACGGGUCCUUAUCAUAUCAUAAUAUCACUUGGUCUUCUGGCACUUAUAGAGUUGACCCACGUCUAUACAGACUAUUAUGCAACUAUCAAUGACGUCAUCUCAACGGCUGAAUUAAAUAAAACCUGGCUAAAAUUGGCAGAUACUUCAUCGGAGGAAUUGCCCAAUGAAGACAUUACUUUGGUGAUCCGUGAUUUCGCAGGUCAUAAACUUUACCAUUCCACUCAUCAUGUUUUUAUGACCGAACAUGCCGUUUAUGUUAUUGUGUUCAAACUACCAGAUGCCUUCGCAGCUCCCGAGGAGAUGAUGAAGUCUUUGACAUACUGGAUCAACUCAGUUUUGUUCCAUACCAACCACAAUGAUCCUUGCAUCAUUCUUGUCGGUACCCAUCGCAAUGAUCAAUCUCUUUCACCAUCUAAAAUUAAAACUAUUGAAAACUACAUAGACGACCAUUUACCAAGCGACUAUUUGAAGCUUCUAAUGUGGAAUCCACGCGAUACCCUCGUAUUCUGUGUGGAAAACUCAUCUAGGGUUGACUGCCAUGACUAUUCAUAUCUUUUGAAAACCAUACGGAGAUGUGGCACUGAACGAGAGUUUCAAAGGAAACAGUUGCCUCUCCGGUUCUUCGCGUUUGGAUCAGUACUGGAAAAAAUGCGGAAACAGAACAGUGGUUGCCCAAGUAGAAAACAAGACUUUAUUGACAUGUGGUGGCUGACCCGGAAACUUUCCAAACGGGAAGCCGUGUAUGUCAGUUCCGAACAGAUCACAAACCACAACUCCAGCCAAACAUUUGUUAUUGAUUAUGAUAUUUUAUAUGAGAUCUGCAAGGAAACCGAUUGCCAAAUCAAAAGCAAGGAACAGUUCACGAAGUUGCUUAAAGUGUUCCAUGAUAUGGGAGAAAUCAUAUACAAAGACAUACCGGGUCUGGGUGAUAUCGUCGUCACUGAUCCCCAAAUCCUGAUUGACAUUGUUGCUGCUGUAGUUACACAGCCCAAAAAAUCCGAAAUUAAACCAGGACUGGUAGCGGCAUAUAAAACACUCCAUACAAAGGGUAUCGCAUCACAGAGUCUCCUAAAUCAUAUCAUCAAAGAAAAGUACCCCCAGAUGACCUCUGACACAUUGGCCAAAUUUGCAUCUCUCUUCGAUGACUAUGACCUUAUGUGUUCAAUGAAGGUCCAAAACGGUAACAAUGCAUCCCAUUACAUCAUCCCCCAACUAUUACCAGAGAUCGUACCAGAUCACAGCGAAUGGAAAUCCAAGUGCACAACUAAUGACCAUGUUUAUUUCAUUGGUUUUAACCAUUUUCACCCACAGUCUAUGUUUGUGAGACUACUUUGCGCCAGUCUCCGACAUCAGAUUGAAUACCAGCCAUCAUUCAACAUCCUCGAUGCCCCUGUGUAUAGGUUCAAUGCUUGGUGCACGUACAAAUCCGGUCAUGCGUACCAUUUAUCAUUGGAUCCUGACACUAGAUCAACACUUAUAAAGGUGAUUAUUAGGUGUGAGGACUCGGAGAGCCCCGUCAAAGUUCUUGGCUUUCUCAACAACAAGCUCCAAGCCAUCACCAAGAGAGACUUUAAUAAAGUUACAUACACCAUCGGACCCCUUUGUCCCGUGUGUACCGAUCCAGAACACGCAAUUGAUGAAAAGGUGCACAUUAUUCCGAUGAUGGGGACAUCUAUUGGUUAUCAUAAACGCAUUACAGUAUGGUGCUCUGGCCAAAAAGUGCAACUUCAACAUGGAAAGGUAUUACCAAGUGGAUACCUCGGUUGUGGUUCGCUCAAGGAAUCGCCAACGCUGUCCAUUAAUGCAAAACUAGUCAAUAACAGUGCAAAGGCCACACCUAAUCAAAAACAGGAAGACGUAAAACUCACCGAUGAAACGCCCAUCUACGAUUUGCCACACGAGUUGUAUGUUAAAAUACGACAACUCCUCAGUCUACCAUCAGUUCUAGGAAAUGAUUACACUGGUUUGGCAGGUAUACUGGGGAAGACUCUGACUGAAGUGAUGCUCUACCAACUCGAGAAUAACCCAUGUGAUGCUCUUUUAAAGGACUGGGCCAAACAAGAGGAUGCGACUCUAGGCAAUCUCAUCAAACAUCUAAAAACUCUGCAGCAGUUUAGAAUCAUAUCAACCAUUGAGGAAUUUUGUGAGAGAAAUGUGGAGAAAAGCUCAAGUGGCAGCAAAAAUAGAGUGUAAAAUGUUAAUUCGAAAAUCAAGCCAGUGUUUUCAUUUUCUUUAAUAUAUUAUGUUAUAAAAAACUGAAAAUUCCGAUAUAAUACGGGAGUAAUUGAAGACUUAAGAUGCAGAAAUAUUCAAAUUAAUUAGAAUGGGAAAGGGGAUCCUCAUUUUCUGAUAUUUUAAAAUCAAAGGAUUAUCUCAAAAUUAGUUUUUAGAAAAUAAGCAUGACAACGGAUUAUUGUUCACUACAUCUUGUGUAGUAUCUUCCUUCCUAUAUUUUGUUUCAAUAUACAAUGUUUCAAGGGGGAUUUAUAUCAGGUGAGUGUUGCACUAUUUCGGCAUUUGGAGCAUGUUUGGUAAAUGGCAAU